Molecule: messenger RNA, 1180 nt
Organism: Thlaspi arvense
Lineage: Eukaryota; Viridiplantae; Streptophyta; Magnoliopsida; Brassicales; Brassicaceae
Source: the annotation of a GenBank genome assembly
AUUCCUUUCAAAAACUCUAUCUCUCGCUUCAUAUCACUCAGCAUUAACACAUAUCCUCCGCAUGCUGUCAAAAGAAAAGAAAAGAAAAAAAGAAAAAGACCCAUAUUGUCUGAAUGGCUUCCUCAUCAUCUUCGUCCGCCGUAUCCGUGACGAGAGAAGAGUUCAAUGCUUUCCACAAGCUUGACAGAUCUCUUUUCACUCGUCUUGUCUUAAAUCUAAGACGAGACAUUAGCCAGUCGUUACAGGUCAUGAGCUUUCUCCUCUACCUCGAGCAAAGUGCUCUCGUGAGACACCUGGUCGUGAAUCUUGUCUCUCUACCCGACUUUUUCAUCAACGCGGUGGCUGACGAAGUCGUGACGUGUCUGAAUUGCAUGUCAUACGAUGAUCUCUCAGCGUUCGUUGCCAAGCUGGGGCAAAAUAUCAACAUGUUCACCAUACCUUUGAUCACGCGGAUGACUGGAGAGUACCUUACUCUCGCAGUCAUCCACCGUGACCGCGAAAGCAUCCUCCUUGAGAUGAAGAGGCACUUAACCCGAGUAUGCUACCCAGCUUUCGAGGAUAUAUGCCUGCACGCUGAGAUGUAUAAUGAAAAGAGGGAAAAGGAGACGAGCCAGUUCUUGUGUGGUCAGCAAGAAACAACGAAUCAUGUAGGAGGGACAAACAAUGUGGGUGCUGCCUUAAUCUCCGAGGAUGGGCAAGUAACUGCAGAAGACAGGACUAUCUUCCUCACGUUUUCUAGAGGAUACCCAAUCUCUGAAGCAGAAGUGCAUGCCUACUUCACCAGGAGAUAUGGGGAAAUCAUAGAAGCGAUAGAAAUGGGUGGAAAGGAAGGGAAUGAGCAGGUGCUGUACGCAAAGAUGGUUUUACGUUCUGCCGCCACGAUUCCAGAGAUUGUAGAAAAUGGUGGGGACACCCGGAACAAGUUCACCAUCAAUGGCAAACAUGUUUGGGCUCGCAAAUUCAUUCCCAGAUCCUCCAUGAAUCUUCUUCCCCCAUCCUAUGGAGUUUCUCCCUAGUUCUCUUAUUUGUUUGAUCUUGAGGACUUGUCAAGACUUUGACAUUCAGUUGCAUCUCAGAACUAUUUCAUCACCUAUUAAACAUCUUUCAAUUUAGAUACUUUUCCCAUUUUUAUGCAAUUGAUCCUCUCUUCUGUCCGUUCCUAUGAUAAAUCUACUUUCCC